Molecule: messenger RNA, 525 nt
Organism: Insectozyma verbasci
Lineage: Eukaryota; Fungi; Ascomycota; Pichiomycetes; Serinales; Debaryomycetaceae
Source: the annotation of a GenBank genome assembly
AUGCUUAAUCAAUGGGUUCCAAUAAGGAACUUCAUAAGAAACAAAGCAACAAUAGUAGGAGAUGAAGUAAGAUUGUCAAAUAGAAGAGUUAUGAAAAAAAUUCAAAUGGGUAAAGCAAGACCUGCUAUUUUUUAUCAAUUUGAUCAAUUUAUAGAAUUAAGUGAUGGUUCGGUAAUUAAAAGAAAAUCUCAAAUUCCUAAAGAUGAACUAAGAAUGAUUAAUGAUCAAAGAAAUAGUAUCAAAUGGAAUCCUCAUAGGUCAGACUUAGACACUUCAGAUUUGACUGCUGCUGGUAAAAUUGGUAAAUUCAAAGCUAAAUUUGCUCAAUUUGAAGGUGAACAAGUCGCAAACCAGAAAGAUUCUACUCCAGAACUGCAAGAAGCUCUCAGAUCCAAAGAAAAAGAACGAGCUAGACAAAAAGAUAAGGAAUUAGUUGAAAUGAUGGGAGAAGAUGCUGUAGAAAUUGUUGGUGGUGGUAAUUUAUAUGAUAAAAAAGCGGAAACUAAAAGAAGAAAAGGUAAAUAG